This is a messenger RNA of Nicotiana attenuata, 963 nucleotides long. RefSeq names its product oil body-associated protein 2C-like. Bases 91 to 816 code for a protein of 241 amino acids. The record is from RefSeq and is a predicted model, not a curated record. The transcript has 4 exons. NCBI's taxonomy places the organism in Eukaryota, Viridiplantae, Streptophyta, Magnoliopsida, Solanales, Solanaceae.
AACAUCCAAGAUCUUCACUGAACCAUCAUAUCUUCUCAGAAACUGUGGUUUGAACUUUUUUCCUACUGCUUAUACUAAUUGUUUUCAUCUAUGGCUGCAACGACAGGGACCCAUGGUCAAGGGGAGCAGAUACCGCCUGGAAAACCCAUGUCAACGGAGCAACACAUGCUGGAUAAAGGUGCUCAGAUGCUGCAGUCUUUGACUCCAAUCAAACAAAUGAACCAGCAUGUUUGCACUUUUGCGCUUUACAACCAUGACAUGAAUCGCCAAAUUGAAACUCACCAUUAUGUCACUCGUCUCAAUCAAGAUUUUCUCCAAUGUGCUGUUUACGACUCUGAUCAUUCCACCGCCCGCCUAAUCGGGGUGGAGUAUAUAGUAUCUGAUCGUAUCUUCGAAACCUUGCCUGAAGAAGAGCAAAAGCUUUGGCAUUCUCAUGCUUAUGAGAUAAAAUCAGGACUAUGGGUGAAUCCUAGAGCUCCAGAAAUGGUGGUAAAGCGUGAACUUGAGAAUAUUGCUAAGACGUAUGGCAAAUUCUGGUGCACUUGGCAAACAGAUAGAGGUGAUAAGCUACCAAUUGGGGCACCAGCACUGAUGAUGUCGCCGCAGGCAGUGAAUUUGGGGAUGAUUAAGCCAGAACUAAUCCAGAGAAGAGAUGACAAGUACAAUAUAUCGACUGAUGCCAUGAAGAGCUCGAGGCUGGAGAUAACUGAACCCGAGUGGCUUAAUCCUCAGGCAGAUUAUUGGAAACAGCACGGCAAGUGUUUUGUGAUCGAUGCGGAGGAUGUAGAGAUGAAGAAGAGAGCCCCUUUCCCAUGAGAGCUAGUAGAGGAUCAGUUAGAGACUCGUCAUAUAUAUAUAUAUAGUCUACUUUUGUAUUUUCCUGUACAUGUAAAAUAACUAACUGUGAAAUGUUUGUCUUUUAUCUAUGAACUUUUUUUAGGUGGCUAUUAACUUCGUUAUAUA